AUGGCCGCCAUCGCUAGACAGCCCUUUGCUCCCGUCGACACCGCUCGACUGCUGGGCCUCGCCAGCACCAAGAACCGCCAGAGUGCGGCCAACACCUCCGCCGGCAAGCGCAAGGCCGACGCCAACGACUGGGAAAAUGUGAACCCAGUCAUCUUCACCAAGCGCGCUAAAGGCGCUGCCCCGGCCGAGAGCAUCGCGAAGCCCUCCGGCUUCGCGCUCGAGGCACACUUCUCGUCGGCCGCCCUCCCCGACUUCCUGUCCAUGUCGAAGCCGGUCACGGCUUCGACCCCCCGCCAGACCCUGCGACCCAAGUCGCAGCUGGCAAAGCUUCGUGGCCCCACGGCCACCCCCAAGUCGUCCCCGGUCGCGACCCCGGCGGGCCGAUCGCCCCCUGGAAAGCAACGCGCCGGCCUGCUCUCGAGCCGCCGCCGCUCCACCGGCCCCCUCUCCCGCGUGGACCGCCUGUCCUCGUCUGUUCUCGGCUCCGCCAAGGCGAAGCCAUGGACCCUCGAUGGUGCUCUUAAGAGCACCAUCAAGCCCGCUACCCGCCACGGCAAGAGCAAGAGCCGUCUCAGCCGUGGCCUCGACAUCGGCUCCAAAGCGGCGUGGUUCUUUGAGAUCCACGAAGACACCCCGGAGCAGGAAAUGACCAACCUGCUCCAGCACAGCACCUGCGUGCUGGACAUCUCGUCGGACGAAGAGUCCUCGGCGAAGAAGAAGCGCGACCUCCUCGACGGUUGCGACAAGGAGAACACUCCUCCCGCCGGGUUUGUCGCCCAGGCACCGCCCGCCCGCCCCCGCGAUUCGGCCACCAUGGCCUCGGUGCGAUCUCCCCUGGGCGCACUCAACCCCCGCGACUUUUAUGCGGAGGGUUGUGACGAGUCCUCGCUCUUCGUCGUCGACGACGACGAAGAAACCGAGAUCGAGGACAAUUCGGCCUUGACGGGCUUUCAAUUUGCGCCGACACUCGGCGACGCACCCCUGGACCCAGUGUCCGAAACCCUGGACGAGUUGGUGGAGAAGCCCGCCGAGGGCUCCUCCAAGGCUGUUGUCCUCGAGCCCAUCGAGGGCGCAGAGGAGAGCUUUGAGCUCUGGGAAAGUGGCAGCGCCAAAGAUGAGGCGGAAACAGCCGUUUGA
Molecule: messenger RNA, 1137 nt
Organism: Cordyceps militaris CM01
Lineage: Eukaryota; Fungi; Ascomycota; Sordariomycetes; Hypocreales; Cordycipitaceae
Exons: 2
Coding region: 1-1137 (378 amino acids)
Source: RefSeq, a predicted model, not a curated record